Messenger RNA from Trifolium pratense (red clover), 1553 nucleotides. RefSeq names its product transcription factor MYB1R1. The record is from RefSeq and is a predicted model, not a curated record. Lineage: Eukaryota; Viridiplantae; Streptophyta; Magnoliopsida; Fabales; Fabaceae. Gene Ontology annotation, biological process: response to auxin; response to gibberellin; response to ethylene. The transcript is spliced from 3 exons. The coding region runs from base 217 to 1074 and encodes 285 amino acids. Gene Ontology annotation, molecular function: DNA binding.
AAAAUUAGUCACCCCACAUGGUCUCCACCUCAUUGCCGUCUGAGACUCUUAUAUUCACCACCACGCACUCAUUCUCAUUUCUCUAUAUCUCUUCUCUCUCACUUUUUCUCUUUAUCUAUUCUAUUCCCUUACCCGAGUUACUCACUCACUCGUUUCGUACGGAUUCCGAUUCCAACCGAGUCACUCAUAUUUUUACAAUCAUCGCUCUAUCCAACGAUGACUUCUCCUUCCACCGCUGCCGUCUCCGGCGAAUUCAUGCUCUUCGGAGUUAGAGUCGUCGUUGAUUCCAUGAGAAAGAGUGUCAGUAUGAACAAUCUCUCACAGUACGAACAACCUCACGACAAUAUCAGUAUCAAGGAUGAUAACAAUAAAGAAGUUCUCGCCGCCGGUUAUGCCUCCGCCGAUGACGCCGUUCCGAAUAACUCCGGCAAAAACCGCGAUCGCGAGCGUAAACGAGGGAUUCCAUGGACGGAGGAAGAGCACAAGCUGUUUUUGGUUGGAUUGCAGAAAGUAGGAAAAGGUGAUUGGAGAGGAAUCUCUAGAAACUACGUGAAAACUCGAACGCCGACGCAGGUUGCAAGUCAUGCUCAGAAGUACUUUCUCCGCCGUAGUAAUCUCAAUCGCCGUCGCCGUAGAUCCAGCCUCUUUGAUAUCACAACCGACACGGUGUCUGCAAUUCCAAUGGAGGAAGAACAGGUGAAGAAUCAAGAUAGUGUUUCUCAAUCACAGCCUAUGUGCCCUGCAGCACCUGAACCUAGAAAAAACAAUGGAUUUCCUUUUAUGUCAGUAUUUGAGUUGGGUGUUAAUGAGAGUCCAAUGGAAGAACUCACUCUUGGACAAGGAAAUGUGAAACACAAUUUCCCAAUAUUCAAUCCAAGUCCUUUUGUUGGUUCAGAUCCUAAAGUUUCCGCUGUCUCUGACAUCACUUCAAGUUCUAAUUCAUCAAUUGACCCUCCAACACUUUCCCUUGGUCUGUCCUUCUCAUCUGAUCAAAGGAAGACAUCAUCAACACACUCAGCUUUACAUGCAAUGCCAUGUUUCAACAAUGGAGACAAUAUCAUAAGUGUUGCUUAAAAAAUAUGGCUUAUGAUGAUUAUAGUCCAUAUCUUGACCAUCUUGGAUUCACAGAUGAUUACAGAUAUAAGUAUUUACUAUCUAUAGUCUCUUAUCUCUAACUCCUGUCAUUUUGGUGGGAGAAGAGAAAGAUCUUGAAGGAAAGAGGGAUGGAUUCAACGAAAUCUAAGCUUAAGUGACUAAAUUUGAUCCUUCUGUUCCUUGUACAGACACUGGGAAAAGUCCUGUCCAGUUUUCUUCUUGUUUUAUUUAUGUUAAUUAAUUAAUUAAUGUCAUGACUUUAGAUUCUUGUUUAUUUUGGUGGUUUAUGUUUGUAGUUGAUGUAACUGAAAAUAACAAAGUAGUCUCUGUUCAUUGCUGAUAACGUUGGAUGUGGACUCUACACAAAAUGAAUGGUUGGUCUGUGGCUCUUAUAUGGGGUGGGGAUAAUAUCAAGUUGGAUUCUAGCAUUGUUGUUAAGAUUUGAGUAUUGGAUUGUA